This is a messenger RNA of Paramormyrops kingsleyae, 2267 nucleotides long. The record is from RefSeq and is a predicted model, not a curated record. Lineage: Eukaryota; Metazoa; Chordata; Actinopteri; Osteoglossiformes; Mormyridae.
GGCUGUUCCACACCAGUUUGUGCUCCCUGAGAACCAGCUUCUGUACCACGCCAAUGCUGCCCUCCUGGAACUGACUGCGGAGUGGCUCCCCCACUGGCUGCACCCUCCCUGGGCACCACAGUGGAAGGGCGGAAAUAGAAGAGUCCUGACAAAGCCACGCUGGUGCCAAGGCAUACCACUUCCACCGUUUUCAGCGGAAAGUCAUUCAUCUUCACACACCGGGGUCUUGGAAACGGGCAAGACAGAACACAGAGAUCGACUGGAAAGCGUACAUGGAAGAGGUGGAAGGAGUCAUCAAUGGCACCUACGACUAUACCCUACUUAAAGGAGGCACCGGCCCUUUGGUGUACCCAGCUGGUUUUGUAUACAUCUUCACGGCUCUGUACUACAUAACUGGCCACGGGCUGAAUAUCCGGAUGGGGCAGUACCUGUUUGCUGCUUUUUACUUAGUCACUUUGCUGCUGGUCUUCCGUAUCUACCACCGAACCCAGAGGGUCCCUCCCUACGUCUUCUUCUUCGUGUGCUGUGCCUCCUACCGCAUCCACUCCAUCUACGUUUUGCGGCUCUUCAACGAUCCGGUGGCCAUGAUGCUGCUGUUCGGUGCCACCAACCUCUUCCUGGAAGGCCACUGGACCAUGGGCUGCGCUUUCUACAGUCUGGCCGUGUCGGUGAAGAUGAACGUGCUCCUCUUCGCUCCGGGGCUCCUCUUCCUUCUCCUCUGGGAGUUUGGCUGGCAGGGCACCCUUCCCCGACUGAGCCUCUGUGCCACUAUACAGUUGCUGCUCGGCCUGCCGUUCCUCCUUGCGAACCCCGUGGGCUACAUCAGCCGCGCCUUCGACUUGGGACGCCAAUUCCUCUUUAGGUGGACCGUCAACUGGCGCUUCCUCCCAGAGGAGAUCUUCCUGAGCCGCUAUUUCCACCUCAGCCUGCUGGGGGCGCACCUGCUGACCCUGGUGCUGUUUGCACUCCUCAGGUGGAAAAGGCCUGGAGAGAGCAUCAUGGCGCUGCUGAAGGACCCGUCCAAGAGGACACAGCCUCAGAAGCUGAGUCCUGACCAGAUCAUCAGCAUCCUGUUCACGUCCAACUUCAUUGGCAUGUGCUUCAGCCGCUCGCUGCACUAUCAGUUCUACGUGUGGUAUUUCCACACCCUGCCCUACCUACUGUGGAGUGGGGGGGUGAAGAAGCUGGCCCACCUGCUUAGGGUCCUGAUCCUGGGGCUGAUCGAGCUAUGCUGGAACACAUAUCCGUCCACGGUGUACAGCUCAGCUGCCCUCCACGUGUGUCACCUUGUCAUCCUGCUGUCCCUGUGGUUGGCACCUCAGGAGGGUGGGGACAAGCCCAAACGGUCCUGAGCAGGGACCUGCCCUUUGCUCUGCGUGGUGAGACAUGGGUUGACUGCAGGUGUGGGUGUCACUCUUAAGCAUCACUGAGGCGUCUCUGCCUCUGGCCCCGCCCAUACCCCCCCCCCCCCCCCCCAUGGAUUUCAUGGGGGUUAGCGUAAACGGAGUCCUCUUCCACUUCCUGCCGAUAGUCAUACUGGUACCCAGGGAACCACUGUUCACACAGACAAGGAAACAGGAUGACAGGAAGUUCUCAGGUUUUACAAACUGACUCUUGAAGCCGGCCAAUAAAACUAGGAAGUAUUUUGUGUGGUGGUUUAAGAAAGAGUAUGUUAUUUUAUUUGGAUGUUUACAUGGUUUGUGUGUUUGGUUAAGUUAGUCCAAUAGUAAUGCAAGCCUGGUCCUCUUAGUUUUUCAUGAAUCGUGUCAGCUAUCUGAGCUGGGUAACAGGUACCUUGCCAUUUUUGCGGCUUGUCAGGUGCAGGUCAGUGGCUUAACGGAUUUGCUUUUUGUGAGCUUAUAGUGCCUGCUGCACUCGCGUCGUCGGGGGGCAGGGAAAUGUGUGACAGUAAUGCUCAGAGCAGGACAAAAACUCAUCAUUCCGAAACAAAAAUGGCACUGAUGGUAAUAGACUGUGAAUUGCCAAUAUACAAUCAUAUGGAAGUUUGUGAUGCAUUUUUAAAUGAAUCUAUGCAGUAUUGAGAAUCAUUGCUGUAAAUAUAAUAAAAUCGGCAUUCAGCAGAGUCUGGUGGAGUGUGUGGUUGGUGUGAAAAUGGACAGAUGUCUGUUGCUGAAUCUGCCAUUUUAUUUUUCAUCUGCAGCGAUAUGUUCAUAAGCCAUCCUCCGUAUGCAGGUGAGUCUGAUGUUCAUAAUGUUCCUCUGACAUUCUCCGUACUGUAAAUAAAUGCAGGUUAUGCUGUGAUGGAA